AUGAUAAAGGAAGAAGGAGUAGUAAAGGAAUGCAUUAAAAAUGACCAUAAAGGUUGUUAAAUUCUUGCUGUGGACCUUUCAGAGGAAUUAAAUAAAGAAAAUGAUCAAAAGAAAUAUUACUGUGUGAAAUGUUUAAUUGAAAAAAUUGGAGUUAAAAAGAUUGUUCUAUAUGAUGAAGCAAAAAAUAAGGCAAAAUCUGUGAACGAAGAGUUAAAAAAGAAUACAGUCCAAAAACAUUAAUAAACAAAGGACAGUUUUUAAAAACUAUCAGAUGUUAUAAAAUUAAUCUAAGGAGAAUAUUAGAAUAAAUUUGAGGAUUUAAAGAAGCAGUUAGAAGCACAAAUUAAUAAUGAAUAGAAAAAAUUACAAUAAGUUGUGGAAUCUGCUACCACAGAUGAUAUUAAAUUAUUGUCAAGUUGUUAUUAGGAUGAUGGUAAAAUAGCAAGUCCUUCUCCCAAUAUAGAUUAUAAGGAAAUUACAGAAUUUUUAGUCGAAAUAAAAAAAAUAAUUUAUCAGUUUGAAAAUUUUGAAUAAUUGUAAGAUGUAGACAAAGAAAUAAUUACAAUAGAAUAGACAUGCUCAAUUAAUUUACAGAUGGAUGAAAAAUAAAAGAGAACUCCAGCUUUAAAUUUUAUAUGUGAAAGUCAUAAAAUGGAGAUUAUUAUGUUUAACUUAAAUCAAAUAGAAUUUGAAUAAACAAACCCUUUUUUAUGUGUCGAAUGUGCAUAAGAUCUUUUAACUAGAGGUAAUAAGGCUGUUGCUAAUACGAUAUCAUUGAAGAAGGCUGAUGAAAAAUGGAAUGAAUACAUUAAAGAUCAAAGCGAAAAAAGAUUAUAAAGGUAAUCAAGACUUAAUUAAGCCAUUGGACUCAUUAAAAAAUUAUAAGAAAAGUAUAAUUAGGAAUUGAAUAAAAUGAUUUAAUCCUUUGAAGACCAAUUAAAGAAAGAACCAAAGGAAUAUGAAUAACUUAUGAAAUUGAAAAAUACUAGAAUAUAGAAUUAAAAUAAACAAAGUCUUCAUGAAAUUAUUAAAAUUCUUGGUUAAACAGAUUAAUAAAAAAAAUAAGAAUAAAUUUCAAAUUAAGAAGAUUCACAAUUUUACAAUAAUCAAAAGAAAGUAAUAGAUGAAUUAAUUAAAGAAAACUUACUUGUUGAAAAUUCAAUUUAAUGGCUUUAAAACUUUGAUACAUGUAUAUUAUUAUAAUUAUUUAGAACCAAAAAAAUCAAAUGAUUCAGAAAAUGAAUAAGAAUUGGUGGAAUUUCUUAAAAAGUCCACAAUUCAGGAUUUAUAUUUAUCAUUUUUUGAAAUGUCAUUUAACUCUUUAAGUUCUUUCAAAAAAGAAGAACAAGAAUUAUAACAAAAAGGAAAACUUACAAAGUUGUAAUAAUAAGAUUUGGAAAAUCAAAAUGAAGCAUUUUAGAAUUAAUAAAAAUGGUAUAAGUUAUUCUAAGAAAACUAAACUAAAUUAGAAAGCUUUCAGAAGAUCGAUGAACUAUAAAGAACCUAAUUAUAAUUAGAUUAAUUAUUAUUAUAAGAUAAUUAGAAAAAAUAAGAGUUGAAGAAAUACUAAGAAAUUGUUGAAGAUUAGAAUGAUUAAUUAUUGUAAGCUAAAGCUAAGUUUAAAGAUAUUGAUUGGCUUUCUGAUAAAAUUGGAGAAUUAGAAUAAAUUUAUAAAAUAGGAAAACAUUCCUUUGUAAAAGGAGACACAUCAUUAUUAACUAAAAAUUACUCUUCUUAAUUAUAUUAAUAUUUAGAAAAAAGAACUAAUUAAAAAAUUAAGAAUAAAUAUUUGUUAUAUUCUUCAAAAAAUUAGGGGUUAUAUACAGAUAUUUUAAACAAAAGCAUCGAUAAAAUGUCAAAUUUAUUGAUAGUAUUUAAAUCAAAAUCUGAAUAUAUUUUUGGUGCAUUUACUCCUUGUUAAUGUUUAAUAUAAAGUGGAGCAUAUCAAAUAGAUGAACAAGCAUAAUCAUUUUUAUUUUCUUAAACCAACAAUGAAUAUUAUCCUAUUUAAGAUAAAACAAAAGCAAUUUAUUGUACAAAAGAUCUAUUAGCUUUUGGCUAAAGUGAUCUUUAUAUAUAUACAGGCUUUUAAUCUGGAUCAUCACAAUUAGGUGUAUCAUAUUAAUGUAAUCAAUAUAAUAUAUCUGAUGUAAAAAAUCGCUUAUUUGGAUCACCUCAGCCAAAUAUCACAGCAUGCGAAGUUAUCAUGUUAACAUUUGUUUGAAAUAAUAUUUAUAAUCAAUCAUAUCACAUUAUAAAA
Messenger RNA from Paramecium octaurelia, 2260 nucleotides. The record is from the annotation of a GenBank genome assembly. Lineage: Eukaryota; Ciliophora; Oligohymenophorea; Peniculida; Parameciidae.